CACAUGGUUAGAAUAGGCACAUCUGCAAUGACGUAAACUGAACCGCCCAGCCUGAAAUAGCUGCCAAUUUGAAGCAGCUCGGAACUUGGCUAUGGUUCCAGACCGGGUAUACUGUAUUAAAGGGAGCUAUACUUCAUCUCAAUUUAGCUGUGUUGCAUGCACUGUCCUAGACCUAGACUAUUUGCUAUUAUUAAGCAGAGUACUACCUGCGUUAUCCAAAAGUAACAACUCAGCAAACACACCAAGUCUAUUUAAAAAGGACAGUUGGGCUAUAAAUUAGGUAUGCUUAUUCUUGGGAAUAGACUAUUUUCUGCAAAGUGAGUUGUAUCUUAGCCUGUGCUCCUCUGUUUUCUCAAGGGGAGCGAGCCACUGCAGUAUCGGUAUGAGAGUCCAAGAAAAAGAGAAUGGCAUAAACCGAGAAGAGAUGCACAGAGGAGAGAAGUGAUCUGGCUACCACGGAACUCAGUGCAGACGAAGUCUAUUGUCUGCAAUCUGUACUCUACUCUCCACAGUUGGGUUUUGCCGCUGCCAAUGAAAAUGAAGACGGUAUGCAAAUGGAUUGGUCAAGACAAGCUUCCAAUAUAGAUCAAGAUCUAUAGAUCUGCUGCAUGGGAUGUGUUUGAAGAGACUGACUGAUCUACUGCUGGAUUCUAGCAUCACCACCGCCCAUGAUGAGUGGCUGACAUGAGCUCAGAGGGAAACGCCAGUGAGGUCUGGAAGUGUGAGUUGCCCUCAGGAGGAAGCUGAGUGUCUCUGAGACAUUCUUUGUGUGAGACCUGGAUGAGACGAGAAGAGAAGGAGAAGUAGUGAUAACAUUUCCCACACAGAGGACCUAAAACCAUGGGCUUGAUAUGGUGCCAGGCACGCCGGACUGAACGUGUGUUCCUAGCCCGUCAGUAGCACAACCACCCCCCUCAACCCUCCUCCCCCCAACCCCAUGUCAGACCUUUCUCUAAAUGAUGGAAAUUUUGUGGAAGACGCUGACUUGGAUAUUGAUAUUGAGCAUGGUGGUGGUCAUGGCUUCCUCUGAAUUUCAAAGACUUUCGCACAACUCACAAGACGAGUACCUGUCCUACUUGCAGCACUACCAGCUGACUGUGCCAGUGCGAGUGGACGAGAACGGGGACUUCCUCAGCUACACUGUGAAACAUCACAAGCCCGGUCGCAGGAGACGAACCGCUGAAGCCACCAACACCACCAUUGGCCCAGAGCCAACCGACCACGCCGAACAGGGCCCGGCCCAGACCCGAGUCUUCUACAGACUGUCGGCUUACGGAAAGCACUUUCACUUAAACCUGACCCUCAACCCCCACCUGGUGUCCAAACAUUUCACGGUGGAGUACUGGGGGAGAGAGGGCCUGGAGUGGAGACAUGACAUGGUGGAGAACUGCCACUAUGUAGGAUACCUGCAGGAUCAGUACAGCUCCACCAGAGUAGCACUCAGUAACUGUAAGGGCUUGCACGGUGUUAUUACCACAGAAGAAGAGCAGUAUUUAAUAGAGCCAUUCAAGAAUAUAUCCUCCACAACUUCCAGCCAAUGGGACCAGGGAGAAGGACAGCAGCAUGUUAUAUAUAAAAAGUCUUCCAUUCCCUCGCCGCAGCAGCAACCCAGCCAACACGAGUUCAGCUGUGGCAUCUCAGACCUCACAAAAAGCGGGAGCCCCUGCCAAUAUAGCACUCCUUCCCCAACCUCUCCAACCUCCUCCUCUCACUCCUUCUCUCCCACCUCAGCCUCUGGGUCCAACAGUUCCCUUCCCGGCGGGGGCUACAGACAGAGGCGGUCGGUCAGCAUGGAGCGCUUCGUAGAGACCCUGGUGGUAGCUGAUAAGAUGAUGGUUGGUUACCAUGGACGCAAAGACAUCGAGCACUAUAUCCUGUCUGUGAUGAAUAUUGUUGCCAAACUUUACCGUGAUGCCAGCCUAGGAAACGUUGUGAACAUUAUAGUAACCCGCCUGAUCGUACUGACUGAGGACCAGCCCAAUCUGGAGAUCAACCACCAUGCAGACAAGUCUCUAGACAGCUUCUGUAAGUGGCAGAAGUCUAUCCUCAGUCACCAAGGAGAUGGGAACAGCAUCCCGGAAAACGGCAUGGCUCACCAUGACAACGCUGUCCUCAUCACAAGGUAUGACAUCUGCACUUACAAGAACAAACCCUGUGGGACUCUAGGCUUGGCGUCGGUAGCUGGGAUGUGUGAGCCGGAGAGGAGUUGCAGCAUCAAUGAAGACAUUGGCUUAGGUUCUGCUUUCACCAUCGCUCACGAGAUUGGCCACAAUUUCGGGAUGAACCAUGAUGGAAUAGGAAACUCAUGUGGGACUAAAGGCCAUGAGGCAGCCAAGCUGAUGGCGGCCCACAUCACAGCUAACACCAACCCCUUCUCCUGGUCGGCCUGCAGUAAGAGCUACAUCACCAGUUUCCUCGACUCAGGUCGGGGGACGUGUCUGGACAAUGAACCUCUGAAACGAGACUUCCUGUACCCAACAGUGGCCCCGGGGCAGGUGUACGACGCAGACGAGCAGUGUCGCUUCCAGUACGGAGCCUCUUCACGACAGUGCAAAUAUGGGGAAGUGUGUAGAGAGCUCUGGUGCCUUAGCAAAAGCAACCGCUGUGUCACCAACAGUAUCCCUGCUGCUGAGGGGACCCUGUGUCAAACGGGAAGCAUUGAGAAAGGGUGGUGCUACCAGGGGGAGUGUGUGAUAUUCGGGACGUGGCCCCAGAGUGUGGACGGAGGCUGGGGUCCCUGGUCAUCGUGGGGGGAGUGCAGCAGGACCUGCGGAGGGGGAGUCUCAUCCUCUAUGAGACACUGUGACAGCCCAGCGCCUUCUGGAGGAGGGAAGUACUGUCUCGGAGAGAGGAAGCGCUACAGAUCGUGUAACACACAUGCGUGUCCAUCGGGAUCCCGGGAUUUCCGUGAGAAGCAGUGUGCCGACUUCGACAGUUUGCCGUUCCGUGGGAAAUACUACAACUGGAAGCCCUACACCGGAGGUGGUGUGAAGCCGUGUGCUCUGAACUGUCUGGCGGAGGGAUAUAACUUCUACACUGAGCGCUCCCCGGCUGUCAUCGAUGGAACACGCUGCCAGGCCGACUCACUGGACAUCUGCAUCAAUGGAGAGUGCAAGCACGUAGGCUGUGACAACAUCCUGAGCUCAGACGCCAAGGAGGACCGCUGUCGGGUGUGUGGAGGGGACGGCAGCACCUGUGAGGCCACAGAGGGACUGUUCAAUGACUCUCUGCCCAGAGGAGGCUACAUGGAGGCUGUUCAGAUACCAAGGGGGUCAGUCCACAUAGAAAUCAAAGAAAUUGCCAUGUCCAAAAACUACAUCGCGCUGAAGUCGGAGGGAGACGACUACUACAUCAAUGGAGCGUGGACCAUCGACUGGCCCAGAAAGUUUGAUAUCGCAGGGACGGCGUUUCACUACAAGAGACCCCUUGACGAACCCGAGUCAAUAGAGGCCCUGGGAGCCACCACGGAAAACCUAGUCGUCAUGGUUCUUCUCCAGGAACAGAACACCGGGAUCCGUUAUAAGUUCAACGUUCCCAUCCAGAGGACAGGAAGUGGAGACAAUGAGGUGGGCUUCUCCUGGAACCACCUGGCCUGGUCCGACUGUUCCGCCACCUGCGCUGGAGGUUCCCAGAAGCAGGGAGUGGUGUGUAAGCGUCUGGAUGAUAACUCUGUGGUGCAAAACAGCUACUGUGAAGCAGAAAGCAAACCUCCAGGGAACCAGAGGUCCUGCAACACUGAACUCUGCCCCCCAGAGUGGUUUAUUGGGGACUGGUUGGACUGUGGGAAGACGUGUGAUGGUGGGAUACGGACGCGGACGGUUCUCUGUAUCAGGAAAAUUGGGCCUGCCGAGGAGGAGACCCUGGAGGACAGCCACUGUCUGACGCACCGACCAAUAGAACGAGAAGCCUGCAACAACCAGUCCUGCCCCCCUCAGUGGGUCACUCUGGAUUGGUCAGAGUGUACACCCAAAUGUGGCCCUGGGUUCAAGCACCGCAUCGUGCUGUGUAAGAGCAGCAACCUGACCAAGACCUUCCCCCCUGCCCACUGUCCCGCCCACAACAAGCCCCCCAUCAGGACCCGCUGCAGUCUGGGACGCUGUCCACCACCUAGAUGGAUCCUAGGGGAAUGGGGACAGUGUUCAGCGCAGUGUGGGCUGGGCCAGCAGAUGCGGACAGUGCAGUGUCUCUCCUACACAGGCCAGCCCUCCAGUGACUGUCCCGACGCCCUCAGACCCCCCAACAUGCAGCAGUGUGAGAGCAAGUGUGGCGCCACGCCCAUCGCUAACGGAGACGAAUGCAAAGACGUAAACAAAGUGGCAUAUUGCCCACUGGUGCUGAAGUUCAAGUUCUGUGGCCGUGCGUACUUCAGACAGAUGUGCUGCAAGACGUGCCAAGAACGCUGACCCACACAGAGAGAGAACGAGAGAAAUAACGAGGGGAACAGAGGGAGCUGGAAGAGAAAGAGACACACAGGCAACGGGCAGAGUGAAAACAACUCAAGACCAGUGGAAGAGAAGGAGGAGAGAGACAAGAGAAGAAAAUAAAAGAGGGAUUCACCCAUUCAUCACACCUCCUCCCCCGCCCCAUCACCGUGGAAACCUAACCACUGCUCAGCAGACACGCUGACACAGACCUUUAUUACUGUCACUUCUGUGAAGUGGAAACCUUAGAGGAUUGUUGUUACUGAUCUUAUUUUUAUUAUAAUAAUAAUAUUCAUAUUAUUUGUAUUAUUUUAUUGUCAUCUGUUUGUUGUUUUUGAAUCCAAAGUGCUGGACACAUCACACAUAGAGCAGAAGCACCGCAGGGAAGGAGGGAUGGAAGGAGUAGCCACUGGAGGGGAGGAGAGUGGGAGAGGAGGAGGGAGUGUAGCUGAAGAGUGGAUGGGAGCGUGUAAUGGUACUAUGGACAGACAGACAGACAGACAGACAGACAGACAGACAGACAGACAGACAGACAGACAGACAGACAGACAGACAGACAGACAGACAGACAGACAGACAGACAGACAGACAGACAGACAGACAGACAGACAGACAGACAGACAGACAGACAGACAGACAGACAGUGUGAAUAUUCCAUAAAUUACACAUCACAAAACACACCAGUACUGGACUGAACUGUUCAAGAUGUCAUCGCCCGUAGUGUCAUUCAAGCAAUUGUAUUAAAUCUGUCUUUGGUUAUGUCACAUAUUGUCAGUGGAGGCCUGGAGGCCAGUGGGAUGGCAUGUUUCUAGAAUGUUCUGUACUGGAACUGGAAUAAAGGUGCUACAUUAGGGGUUAUUUCUACUUCAUGUUAUCAGAGGAGGUCAGGUACGGUCAACUCGUUCUUCUGUUCUGUUUAUUGUCCUUUCUCUUUUCCCCUUUCUUUUUUCUAAAGGAGGGGUGCCUUCAUUUUGAACAACACUCACUUUGUGCCAGAACCUUUAAAAAGGAGACCCACGGUUGAUGCAAAUUGUGGAUUUGUGAAUAAUCACAAAUAUUGCAAACUGCACAGUUUGGCAUUGAAGUACUGUAUUGACUUUGAAGGUCCUUAGUUUAUUAUUGUUGUUGUUAUUAUCAUGUAGUUUGGAUACUCCACCUCUUGUGAACAUUGGAGAUAGUAACCAUUAGUGAACUAUAAUGUUAUCAAACACACAGGAUCUCUGUAUCAGCCCUUUCACAGUAUAUUGUGUAGUGUUGAGAAUUCAUCAGUAUGGGAAGAACUCACAGCCUCUCCAGCACUAUGACUGAAGUUAAGUGAAGGGACAGUACUGACCACACACACACACACACACACACACACACACACACACACACACACACACACACACACACACACACACACACACACACACACACACACACACACACACACACACACACACACACACACACACACACACACACACACACUCCCAGCAGUCCCUCCCAGCAGACCAUGGUGUGUUGCCAGACCACACAGAUCCAAUCUGCCACAGACAGACUACCUCCAGACAGUGUCACCCUUCUCCUCGUCCUUCCUUCCUCCUUCCCUCCCUCUCCUCUCCGCUCCCCUCUUCCACUCUACUCUCCAAAGAGAACAAACAGUAAAAAACGUAAUAUUAUGCAACUCAAUGGUGCUUAAAAAAAUACUAAUAUACAGGUGGAGUGCUGUUUGUUUCCGUUGUUUCCUUCUUGUUUCCUCUUCAAGUGGGAGGCCUUUCCUGACACUUCUCCAUGGCUCUUCUCCAUGGCUCUUCUCCCUGGCUCUUCUCCCCAGCUAUUCACCCUGGCUCUUCUCCCUGGCUCUUCUCCCCAGCUAUUCACCCUGGCUCUUCUCCCUGGCUCUUCUCCCCAGCUAUUCACCCUGGCUCUUCUCCCUGGCUCUUCUCCCCAGCUAUUCACCCUGGCUCUUCUCCCUGGCUCUUCUCCCCAGCUAUUCACCCUGGCUCUUCUCCCUGGCUCUUCUCCCCAGCUAUUCACCCUGGCUCUUCUCCAUGGCUCUUCUUCCUGGCUCUUCUCCCUGGCUCUUCUCCCCAGCUAUUCACCCUGGCUCUUCUCCAUGGCUCUUCUUCCUGGCUCUUCUCCCCAGCUAUUCACCCUGGCUCUUCUCCUAGGCUCUUCUCCCUGGCUCUUCUCCCUGACUCUUCUCCCUGGCUAUUCACCCUUGCUCUUCUCCUAGGCUCUUCUCCCUGGCUCUUCUCCUUGACUCUUCUCCCUGGCUAUUCAUCCUGGCUCUUCUCCCUGGCUCUUCUCCCUGGCCCAUGGUGCUAUAGAAUUGGUGCUUUCACUCCCACUACUAUACAGUGGCUAUAGGCUGGAUCUGAUCUGAACAAUAUGAACACUAAGACAUUCAUAUCUAUAUGUUGGUUAAUGCUAGAAACGUUGUUGUUUGUUUAAAAUGAUAUCUUCUUACCUCACACUGGGAAUGUUCAUUGAUGGUGUAGUACCAACACACCACCCUUCACCCCUCACCUCUCACCCCUUCACAUGGACUUCCCCAGUUGUGUCCUGUAUUAUUCCUAGUGGUGUCAAACAUUCUUCUAAUAUAAACCCUCCCCAAGUGACAUUGCUUCUGGCGUUGGUUGGGGUUGUGAAAAGGGACCGCCACCCGUGUGGUACUGACCCAGCGGACCAGACAGACCAGGCCCAGAUGGAGCCAUGCUGUGGAGGAUAAACCAGUAGGACUUGAUGGAACCCCCAGACCAAUCGGAAAGACAAUUAAGGAGUCAGGAAACACAUGGGAACUGUUAAAAUCAUAGGACUAUGCUACUUUUUGGUAGCCACCUCCAGUUUAACUAAGGACGUUAGACCCGUGAUCUAAUCUUUGGUGAUGAAACGUUGAACCAGGACAUUUGGACAUUAGUGGAUGAUGAAAACUAAAGCAUUUGAACUGCAUUGAACUCAACAUGCUGGUACUUCUUCCAGAGCUGUUUCUAUGUUCCUUUCCUUCCUUUCCUUUCCCUUCCUUAAAUCCUGAGGCUUGAAGUAACCGUCAACUGGCAUUGGGACACGGGGCCUACAGACAAUGAGACAGAUGGACUGAUAGAGACACUCUAGAAGACACUCAAUCAAACUGGUACUCAUAGCUGUGGACUUAUCAAUGUUAUCAAUGUCACUGCUUUACCCUGUACCUUCAAGUGCAAGAGAGAAUGAAAAACAAAAAGCAUUAUUUGAUUAGUUAUGUUUAUUUCAUAUUCAGUAUUAAUGUUGGUACACUGUUACAAUUUUUUUUGUAAAUGAUAUGCUAAUUUAUUGCCAUGUGUCACUUGUUUUAGAUUUUUGUUCACUGCAUGCAAACAACGUUAGUCUAGUGACAAAGAAAUACAGUGAAAUAGGCCCCUUCAACCAAACUGUUUUAAUGUAGAUACAUCAGGUCAAUAAAAACAGCAGCUUCUGAAGAGA
This is a messenger RNA of Salmo salar (Atlantic salmon), 7862 nucleotides long. RefSeq names its product A disintegrin and metalloproteinase with thrombospondin motifs 6. NCBI's taxonomy places the organism in Eukaryota, Metazoa, Chordata, Actinopteri, Salmoniformes, Salmonidae. The record is from RefSeq and is a predicted model, not a curated record. Gene Ontology annotation, molecular function: metalloendopeptidase activity. Gene Ontology annotation, biological process: proteolysis; extracellular matrix organization. Gene Ontology annotation, cellular component: extracellular matrix.